Diospyros lotus (date-plum) is the source of this 5481-nucleotide messenger RNA. Its product is annotated as E3 ubiquitin-protein ligase KEG-like. Gene Ontology annotation, molecular function: ubiquitin-protein transferase activity; protein binding; protein kinase activity. Gene Ontology annotation, biological process: abscisic acid-activated signaling pathway; late endosome to vacuole transport; protein phosphorylation. The transcript has 16 exons. Gene Ontology annotation, cellular component: early endosome; trans-Golgi network. Lineage: Eukaryota; Viridiplantae; Streptophyta; Magnoliopsida; Ericales; Ebenaceae. The coding region runs from base 195 to 5087 and encodes 1630 amino acids. The record is from RefSeq and is a predicted model, not a curated record.
UUGAAGCGACAGUCAAAACAAAACAAAUCAAAAUUGCCGAAUCGAUACGCGUGGGAGCUCAGGCACCUACGACGACGACGACGACGACGACGACGACUCUUCCCUGUCUGCGUUUGCCUUCUCUCUUCUCUCUACAAUCUGCUUACUGAUCAAUCGGGCACAGAGAGAGAGAGAGAGAGAGAGAGAGAUCAGAGAUGAAGACGAAGAAGAAGAACAGGAUGGCGGGGCUGAGCUGCUCGAUUUGCCAAUCCCAAUUCGACGAAGACCAGAGAGUCCCGCUCACCCUCCAAUGCGGCCACUCCUUCUGCAAAGACUGCCUCGGCCGCCUCUUCACGGCCUCGGCCUCCACGACCCUAUCCUGCCCAAAGUGCCGCCACGUCUCCUCCGUCGGCAACUCCGUCUCCGCCCUCCCCAAGAACUUCUCUCUCCUCCCCCUCCUCCACCCCGGCGACGACGCCUCCGACUCCGACGACGAACUCAUCGACGACGACGAUGACAGCAAAGUUUCCAGCGGCAGCGGCAGCGGCAUCGGCAUCGGGGAUCGAAUUAGGGUUGGGACGCAUCGGAAUUUGAGUCUCGUGCAGAAAUUGAGCGAGGGGCGGAGGGCGGGAGUGGAGGUGUGGCAGGGGGUUUUGAGCGGCGGCGGCGGCGGCCAUCAAGUGGCGGUGAAGAGGGUGAAGAUCGGGGACGGGAUUGGGGAUGUGGAUUGGGUUCUUCAGGAAGUGGACAAGUUGCAGCGGGCUUCUAUGUGGUGUAGAAAUGUGUGCAAUUUUCAUGGAGCGAUGGUGGUGGAUGGCCAUAUUUGUCUUGUCAUGGACAGGUGUUGUGGUUCUGUUCAGUCGGAGAUGCAGAGAUGUGAAGGCCGGCUUACUCUCGAGCAGAUACUCAGAUUCGGAGCUGACAUUGCUCGUGGAGUUGCUGAACUACAUGCGGCAGGAAUUGUGUGCAUGAAUUUGAAGCCAUCCAAUUUUCUUUUAGAUCUAAGUGGCCGUGCUGUGGUUUCUGACUAUGGCUUUCCGGUGAUUUUGAAGAAACCUUAUUGCCGAAAAGCUCGAGAACUUGACACAUCGAAAGGACAUUGGUGCAUGGAUUGUAUGCUGUUGAGUCCACAUUAUACAGCUCCAGAAAUGUGGGAGCCAUUAAAGAAGUCAUUGCACUUAUUUAGGGAUGAUGCUGUUGCUUUAUCUGCAGUCUCAGACACUUGGAGUUUUGGUUGUGCCCUUGUUGAAAUGUGCACUGGUUCAAUUCCGUGGGCUGGUUUAAGUGCAGAGGAAAUUUACCGUGCUGUUGUUAAGGAUCGAAGGCUGCCACCUCAGUAUGCUAGUGUAGUAGGAGCUGGUAUUCCUACAGAAUUGUGGAAGAUGAUUGGUGAAUGCCUACAGUUCAAGGCAACAAGGAGGCCAACUUUUCAUGCAAUGCUUGCUGUAUUUCUACGCCAUCUGCAAGGGAUUCCUUGUAGUCCUCCAGAAAGUCCCAAGAAUCAACCUGCUAAAAGUCCUCAAAUAGAUAUGGCGGGACGGUCCCCCACAUCUGUUUUGGAUGCUUUCCAGGUUAGUUCCAACUGUCUGCAUCAGCUGGUUUCUGCAGGGGAUCUUUAUGGAGUUAGAGAUCUUCUUGCUAAGACUGCCUCAGGAAACAGUAGCAGCUCCAUUAUUUCUCUUUUGGAAGCCCAUAAUGCUGAUGGUCAGACAGCGCUGCACUUGGCUUGUAGACGGGGUUGCCCUGAGCUAGUGGAUGCCAUCUUAGAAUACAGUGAUGCAGAUGCUGAUGUCCCAGACAGAGAUGGGAAUCCUCCCAUUAUAUUUGCUUUGGCAGCUGGGUCCCCAGAAUGCAUUCGUGCUCUCAUCAGAAAGUCUUCUAAUGUCAUAUGUAGGUUAAAGGAAGGUCUAUCUGUAGUUCAUGUCUCUGCAUAUUAUGGGCAGCCAGAUUGCAUGCGCGAGAUAUUAUUAGCUGGAGCUGAUCCCAGUCAAGUGGAUGAUAAUGGUGAGACUAUACUACAUAUAGCCCUUUCUAAGAAAUUCACAGAAUGUGCUAUCGCAAUACUGGAAAAUCGGGGCUGCAGACUAAUGGGUGUCCGUAACUCAAAAGACAUGACACCUCUACACUCGUGUAUAGAAACAUUGAACAUAGCAGUUAUCAAAAGGUGGGUAGAAGUUGCAACAACUGAAGAGAUUGCUGAAGCAAUUGAUGUGGCAAGUCCAGCUGGAACUGCAUUAUGUAUGGCAGCUUCCCUAAAGAAGGAUCGUGAGCCUGAGGGUAGGGAGCUAGUAAGGAUAUUACUUGAAGCUGGUGCAAAUCCUGAGGCCCAAGAUACCCAAAAUUGGCGAACAGCUUUGCAUACAGCUGCUAUGGCUAAUGACGUUGAGUUGGUCAAGAUUAUUCUUGAUGCCGGAGUGGAUGUUAACAUCAGGAAUUUGCACAAUACAAUUCCUCUUCAUUUAGCAUUGGCCAAAGGUGCAAAAUCAUGUGUUGAAUUGCUCUUAUCUGUUGGGGCAAAUUGCAAUUUGCAGGAUGAUGAUGGUGACAAUGCUUUCCAUAUAGCUGCUGAUGCAGCAAAAUUGAUACGGGAAAAUAUUGAAUGCAUUGUUUUGAUGAUGCAAGAUCCAGCUGCUGCUAUUGAAGCAAGAAAUCAUAGUGGUAAGACUUUGUGUGAUCUUUUGGAAGCCUUGCCACGGGAAUGGAUUUCGGAAGAGCUAAAGGAAGCACUCAUGGAUAAAGGAAUUCAUCUUUCUCCAACAACAUUUGAUAUAGGAGACUGGGUGAAAUUUAGAAGAAAUGUUAUCUCCCCUACACAUGGAUGGCAAGGUGCAAAGCAUGGGAGUGUUGGUUUUGUACAAAGAGUUCUUGACAGCGACAAUCUCGUUGUGUCAUUUUGCUCCGGAGUGGCUCAUGUGUUGGCAAAUGAGGUUAUUAAAGUGAUCCCUUUGGACAGAGGGCAGCUUGUGCGGCUAAAACCUAAUGUUAGAGAGCCAAGGUAUGCUUUGAGGGGUCUAUCACUGGACAGCAUUGGAACUGUUCUUUGUGUUGAUGAUGAUGGGAUUGUACGUAUCGGGUUUAGUGGUGCAUCCAGAGGAUGGCAAGCUGAUCCUGCAGAAAUUCAAAGAGUAGAAGAAUUCAAGGUUGGUGACUGGGUUCGUGUUCGCUCUGCUUUGACAACCACGAAGCAUGGACUUGGAGCUGUCACUCCAGGGAGCAUUGGAAUAGUGUACUGUAUUAGACCAGAUUAUAGCCUGCUGUUGGAAUUUAGCUAUUUGCCCAGCCUAUGGCUUUGUGAACCAGAGGAGGUUGAAUCUGUUGUUGCUUUCAGGAUUGGGGACAAGGUAUGUGUGAAGCGUUCUGUUGCAGAACCCAGAUUUGGUUGGCGUGGUGAGACUCAUCAUAGCGUUGGGAGGAUAAUUGAUAUUGAGAGCAAUGGCCGGCUGAUAAUUGAAAUACCUAAUUUGGCUGUACCAUGGAAGGCUGAUCCAUCAGAUAUGGAAAAAUUGGAUGAUUUUAAGGUUGGAGAUUGGGUUCGAGUGAAAACUUCAGUGCCUUCCCCCAAAUAUGGGUGGGAGGAUGUUACCCGACAGAGCAUUGGUAUAAUCCACAGCAUGGAUGAUUCUGGUGACAUGAGUGUUGCAUUCUGCUUCCGGAGCAAGCUUUUUCCUUGCUCUGUAACAGAUAUGGAGAAGGUAUUGCCAUUUGAAGUGGGCCAAGAGAUUCGCCUGAUGCCAUCUAUCUCUCAGCCUCAACUUGGUUGGUCAAACGAAACUCCAGCUACCUUUGGUAAAAUUGCAAGAAUCGACAUGGAUGGGACCCUUAAUGUAAGAGUGGCUGGCAGAGAUAGUUUGUGGAAAGUUGCUCCAGGUGAUGCAGAAAAACUUCCAGGAUUUGUGGUUGGUGACUGGGUUCGGGUGAAACAAUUUCUGGGAAAUAGGCUUUGUCCUGAGGGAAAUGUAUCUGGAAGAGAGAAUUUAGCAGUGGUGCACAGUGUACACGAUUUUUUCAAUUUAGAGUUGGCAUGUUGUUAUCGUAAAGGAAGGUGGGAUGUCCACUACUCCGAAGUUGAAAAGGUUGAAUGCUUUAAAACAGGACAGCAUGUCUGCUUCCGUGUCGGACUUAGUGAGCCAAGAUGGGGCUGGAGAGGUGCCUGUCCCACUAACAAAGGUGUCAUAGUUGGUGUAAAUUAUAAUGGAGAAGUUAAGGUUUCAUUUUUCAAUUUACCAGGUUUGUGGAGGGGAGAUCCUGCAGAUCUUGAGGUGGAGCAGAUGCUUGAGGUGGGUGAAUGGGUGAAACUGAAGGAUCAUGCUGCCAGGCGGAAAUCCUUGGGACCUGGCAGUAUUGGGGUUGUGCAAGGACUAGGAUAUCAAACCGAUCAGUGGGAUGGCACUGUCUCUGUUUGUUUUUGUGGAGAGCCAGAAUUGUGGGUAGGGUCCAUUUCUGAGCUUGAAAGAGUGAAUAGGCUUCAAAUAGGCCAAGAGGUGCGGGUGAAGCUCUCUGUUGAGCAGCCAAGAUUUGGGUGGUCAGGCCAUACCCAUGCAAGCAUAGGUACUGUAACAGCAAUAGAUGCUGAUGGUAAGCUAAGAAUAUACACCCCAGCUGGCUCAAAGACUUGGAUGCUUGAUCCAUCUGAAGUUGAUCUGGUGGUGGAAGAAAAUAUGAAAACUGGAGAUUGGGUGAGGGUUAAGUCAUGUGUAGCAACACCAUUUCAUCACUGGGGAGAGGUUACCCGUGAGAGUAUUGGAGUGGUUCACCGAAUGGAGGGAGAAGAGCUUUGGGUUUCAUUUUGUUUUCUGGAUAGACUUUGGGUAUGUAAAGAAAGAGAGAUGGAAAAGGUGAGACCUUUUAGGGUGGGUGAUAAGGUGAAGUUUAGAGAGGGAUUAACAAAACCGAGGUGGGGAUGGGGGAUGGAAACACCUGCCAGCAAGGGCGAGGUGGUUGGAGUUGAUGCCAACGGGAAGUUAAGAAUCAUGUUUAAAUGGAGGGAAGGACGCCCCUGGAUUGGAGACCCUGCUGAUCUUGUUCUUUACCAGAGCUCUAAUGAACACUUCCUGAGGGAUCAAUCCUUGUGUUUCCAUUCUUAUGGAAGCCUGCCUGAGCACCUGUAAGGUUUCAGGUGGUCUCUUUCGUUGCCGCAUGGAAAGUAGGCUCGUUUUAUGGCUGAUAAAUCGAUAUGCAUGACGAAAGAAGCUUCUAGAUUUCAUUUACAAGUUCUCAGAUCGAUGGGGGAUGUAUCAAAAUCCAAGUCCAAGUCGCCAAGUACUAUGGUUGGUCCAUAAGUUGGGGGUCAUGGAUAUGCUAUGUUAGAUUGAAGCAGCCACUGUGGGUGGCAUUACUUCUUAAAUUGGCCUCUCAUAGAUAGAUCUGUACAGGGUUGGGAUCCAUGAUCUGGGCUGCUCUCUCUUACACCAGUUAAUUAUUUUGACUUAAUAUCUGUAUAGAUGAUUGUAAUUUUUACGGUCAGCAUCGUGGGGGAAUAAGAUACGUUUUCUCCAUUCCUUU